AUGCCCAGACUCCAGGUCCAGGAGGCAGAGCAUGGAGGAACCAGCCAGAUGCUCAAGGGCUUCAUCAACUCUGGCCACCGGAUGGGCCGGGACCUGGGUGAUGCUGUUCAUCCUGCGCAUGGGCGGCAGCGCUUCCUCACCGGCCACAGCCACAACGUGUCGUGCGUGGACGUCAGCCGCUGCGGCCGCUACAUCGCCUCCGGCCAGAUCAACUUCAUGGGGUUCCGGGCCGAGGUCAUCAUUUGGUCGUACGACACGCUGGAGCGGUACGGCUCGCACAACCUGCACAAGGUCAAGGUGGAGGCGGUGGCGUUCUCGCCCAACGACGUGUUCAUGGCCUCGCUGGGCGGGCAGGACGACGGCAACGUCAUCGUGUACGACGUGGCCACCAAGGACCCGCUGUGCGGCCUGAAGGCGUCGCAGCCGACGCAGGGCAACUCACUGGUGCUUAAGUUCUGCAGCACCGUGGACGACACGUUCGUGACGGCCGGCGACUACACGCUGCGGGUGUGGAAGAUCCACCGCAAGAAGCGCUUCCUCGCGCCUUCCAACGUCACCCUCAGCGAGGUCAAGCGCAAGAUACGGUGCGCUCGGAUCGACGCCGUCGACCGGUACCUGUACUGCGGCACCACCUCCGGCGACAUCAUGAAGGUGCGGCUAGCGCAGGAGCCGGACCAGAUGCCGGCGCUGGUGGCGUGCCUCGCCCGCACGCCGGAGAAGAAGAACAAGCUGACCCGCGAGGGCGAGUCCUACAGCCUGGGUAUCUGGUCGAUGCUGAUGCUGCCCAACGACGAGAUGCUGGUGGGCACGGGCGCCGGCCGGGUGGCCCGCCUGCAGGAGUCGACCCAGAAGCCCAGGAACACCAUCAAACUGAUGAAGCGCGUCACAGACCGGCUGAUGGACGAGGUUCAGUGCAACACGGUGCAGGGCCGGGUCACCACGCUGACCGCCGACCAGAGCGGCCGCGUGUACGUGGGCACGGCCGACUCUCACAUCUACAGGGCCUGCCCCAGCUCCAUCAAGCUGACCCUGCUCCGCACCGGCCACCCCACCGAGGUCAAGGCGGUCACCUUCCCGCGCGCCUGCUCGGAGCUGUUCGUCACGUGCGCCGCCGAGGACACCCGCGUCUGGCACGCCGCCUCCGGCCAGGAGCUGCUGCGCAUGUGCGUGCCCAACAUGGUGUGCCAGUGUCUGCAGGUGGCGGCGGACGGGUCAGCCAUCGUUACAGGCUGGAACGACGGCAUCGUGCGCUCCUACCACCCGGAGUCGGGCAAGCUGCAGUACAUGAUCCGCGACGCGCACAACCGCGGCGUCAGCGCGCUGGCCGCCUUCUCCACCGGCAAGAUCCUGAUGACGGGCGGCGGCGAGGGCCAGGUCCGCGCCUGGGAGAUCGGCUGUCAGACGCAGACGCUGCGGGCGGCGCUGAAGGAGCACCGUGGCUCGGUCACCUGCCUGCGGCUCACCGGCGACGACUCCGAGUGUGUCAGCGCCAGCACCGACGGCUCCUGCAUCAUCUGGGAUGUCAGGCGGUUCACACGCAAGACGGUCCUGUUCGCCAACACGCUGUUCAUGGGCGUGUGCUACCAUCCAUCGGAGGCGCAGCUCAUCACCUGCGGCACCGACCGCAAGCUCGCCUACUGGGAGAUCUUCGACGGCUCGCUGAUCCGCGAGCUGGAGGCGGCGCAGGACGGCGGCCUCAACGCUGUCGACAUCACGCCCGACGGCCGCUUCAUCGUCACCGGCGGCGACGACAAGCUCCUCAAGGUGUACCGGUACAGCGAGGGCGACUGCGUGUUCACCGGCGUCGGUCAUAGCACGGCCAUCUCGUCGCUGAAGAUCUCGCCCGACAUGAAGACGGUCGUCUCGGUCGGCACGGACGGCGCCAUCCUCUGCUGGAAGAUGCCCGGAGACGUCUAGGCCGGCGGCGAUGGGUCGAACGGCGGCGGUUUCGUGACACGGCCGGCGGCUGUUGGUUGGCUGAGGUGGUGUCGCCGUCCGGUUUUGCGAUUGGUUCGGCGGUGCGGUGACGUCAAGCACGACUUGACCUGGGUUGGGCCGGUCGGGUCGGUGAUCCCGCCAGAUGGCUCGCGAUUGGCGGAAUCAGGAUGACGUCAUGCGUGAUAACUU
Molecule: messenger RNA, 2127 nt
Organism: Pollicipes pollicipes
Lineage: Eukaryota; Metazoa; Arthropoda; Thecostraca; Pollicipedomorpha; Pollicipedidae
Product: cilia- and flagella-associated protein 52-like
Exons: 13
Coding region: 1-1917 (638 amino acids)
Molecular function (GO): protein binding
Source: RefSeq, a predicted model, not a curated record